Molecule: messenger RNA, 1613 nt
Organism: Scaptodrosophila lebanonensis
Lineage: Eukaryota; Metazoa; Arthropoda; Insecta; Diptera; Drosophilidae
Gene: Cyp4ad1
Product: probable cytochrome P450 4ad1
Exons: 9
Coding region: 20-1597 (525 amino acids)
Molecular function (GO): monooxygenase activity; oxidoreductase activity, acting on paired donors, with incorporation or reduction of molecular oxygen; iron ion binding
Source: RefSeq, a predicted model, not a curated record
UGAACGAAAGCUGAGCAUCAUGUUUCUACUGGCUGUCGCCAUCAUCAUAGCCACCAUUUUGGUGUUUAAGGGCGUCCGAAUAUUCAAUUAUCUCGACCAUAUGGCAGGCAUCAUGGAAAUGAUACCUGGUCCCACCCCAUAUCCGUUUGUAGGAAAUCUCUUUCAGUUUGGCCUGAAGCCUGCUGAGUAUCCAAAAAAAAUUCUUCAAUAUUGCCGAAAAUAUGAUUUCCAAGGCUUCCGCUCAUCCGUAUUCCUACAGUAUCACAUAAUGCUGAGCGAUCCAGCGGAAAUUCAGAACAUGCUCUCGAGCUCGUCGCUUCUGUAUAAGGAACACUUGUAUUCCUUUUUACGGCCGUGGCUCGGUGACGGACUGCUCACCAGUUCCGGAGCGCGUUGGCUGAAGCAUCAGAAGCUGUACGUGCCCGCCUUCGAGAGGGCCGCCAUCGAGGGCUAUUUGCGUGUAGUGCACAGGACAGGCUUGAAGUUGGUCCAAAAGCUGAGUGGUGAGGCCGAGGCAGGGACGCUCUUCGACGCCCAGGAGUGGGCUGGGAAGUGUACACUGGAUAUUGUGUGUGAAAACGCCACAGGCAUUGCAAGCAAUUCACUGGACGACGAGCCCUCGAACUUACAUAGUGCCAUCAAAGACCUUUGCGAUGUCAUCCAGGCACGAACCUUUAGCAUCGUGAAACGCUUCGAUGCGCUUUUCCAAUUGACGCCCUACUACAUGAAGCAGCGGCGCGCAUUGCAGCUGCUCCGAAGUGAAGUUAAGCGGAUUGUAGAGCAACGACGUAGGCAGUUGGCAGAUGGCACUGAAAAGACGGCCACCCAUCGACCAUUUUUGGACGUCCUUCUUUCGGCCAAGCUGGACGGACGUGCUCUCAAAGAACGUGAAAUUGUCGAGGAGCUCUCGACGUUUAUCUUCACGGGCCAUGAUCCCGUUGCCGCUGCCUUGAGCUUUACGCUAUACACGCUUUCACGGCAUGCACACAUCCAGCAGAAGGUCUACGAGGAGCAACAGAGUCUGUUCGGAACCGAGCUGGAAGCCGGGGGAGGGGCCGAUGUUGAUUGCGCGCGCCUGGAGCAAAUGCGUUACUUGGACUUGGUCAUACGUGAGACAUUGCGUCUAUAUCCGUCGGUGCCGCUGAUUGCACGCACCAAUCGCAAGUCAAUUGACAUCAAUGGCACCAAAGUGGCCAAACGAACCACGGUUAUUAUGUGUCUCAUAGCCAUGGGCUACAACGAGCGCUACUUUGAUGAGCCCUGCGUCUUCAGGCCAGAGCGUUUUGAGGACGCCCUUGACAAUGAGACCAAGGAUACUGGAAUUGAGGCGUUUAAAAGCGUGCCAUUCAGCGCUGGCGCCAGAGGUUGCAUAGCGGAAAAGUACGCGAUGUAUCAAUUAAAAUCGCUCUUGUUGUUGCUGGUUCGUCACUUCGAAGUCCUUCCAGCUGUGGACAACUUGCCUGCCGGCAUCAAUGACCACUCUCGCGUGGACUGCGUGCCACAGAGCGAAUACGAUCCAGUGCUGAAUAUACGAGUAACACUCAAAUCUGAAAACGGCAUACAAGUCCGACUAAGAAAGCGCUCGACCGCGAAAUAAAGCAUCAACAGAUUAA